AUGCACACGACAGAGUUGCUAUCGCCGUGCGCCAUCGCCGAACCGACUGUCGCCUCCGCCACCUCGCUACUCUCGCCGCCGGCGGAGGACAUCAGCAUCGAGUCGCCCCUGGACUGCGACUCGCUCAUCGUGGCUGACGAGAUCGAGGCAUCAGAGCCGCUCGAAACUCCCUCGGCGAGCGCGGCCCUGCGCCCAAGGCCCUUGGCUUCCAUAGAUCACACUCCUCAAACCGCCUGCUCGCAGAUGAUUGACGACGACCCCACUUCACGGGACGCCGACAUGGCGGACGCUGUCGUGGACGCAUGGAUGGAGGCGGGCCGCUACAAACGCCGGCCCUAG
This is a messenger RNA of Emiliania huxleyi CCMP1516, 339 nucleotides long. RefSeq lists its product as hypothetical. Bases 1 to 339 code for a protein of 112 amino acids. NCBI's taxonomy places the organism in Eukaryota, Haptophyta, Isochrysidales, Noelaerhabdaceae. The record is from RefSeq and is a predicted model, not a curated record. The transcript has 2 exons.